AUGAAAGAGAAGGGUGUCCAGCCUGUCCGGCCGUGGAUGGAAAAGCCUGUGUUUAUUUCAGCCACCAGCGGAACUUUUGAGGCAUAUGUACCUCCUGAAGGAGAUGGAAAAGUGUCUGCCACGUUAGCUGCUGGCGCUAAACAGAAAUUUGAAUUUCUGGAGAAAAAAGGUAAAUCCAUGAUGGCAAUCAGGAAGAUCCGGCAGUUUGAUGAAGAUUUUGAUCCAAAAGUAUUUGCAGAGGAAGCACAGCAGAUAUAUGUUGACAUGCACAAAGCUUUGGCAGAUUUUGAUAAGGUGAAGCUACAUCAAAUGGUGACAGAACGAGCCUUCCCAAUGGUAACAAACCAAGUUCGUAACAAGACGCUGAGAUGGCAGUUUGUUUCAUCUUUAGAACCACCGCGUGUUGUCCAUGCACGGUGCACUGAUGUUAUAAGCAAAGAAAACAUAUUUGCACAAGUGACAGUUCGUUUCCAUACAAAACAGACGUUGGCUGUAUAUGAUCGAUUUGGCCGCCUGCAGCAUGGUUCGGAGGUUGUUGCAAAGGAUGUUUUAGAGUAUGUUGUCUUUGAGAAACACGUGGCCAACACCUACGGUGUCUGGAGAAUCCAUGACAAGAUUAUUCCUGAUUGGAUGCCUCCUCGGCAGCCAAGCUAUAAGACAUACAAGGCAGAAGAACAAACCCCGGAGGAAACAGAAGUAGCUGUAGUAGAGGAGAAAGAGCAGAAAGUAGCAGAAACAGCUGUAGCAUAAGAUAUUAUGAUCUCUUUUUUCACUCUAUAUUUUUUUAUUCACAUUUAGUUAUGUACUUAUAAUUGUUUUGAUAUAAUUUUCUUGUUUAUCACUGCAGAAAGAUUCAUACCUAUUACAUGAAAAAACAUGUUGCUAAGAGUACCAUUAUGGAGAAUCAGGCUUAUUUAUUCCAAAUCAUCAGUCUGUAUAUACCUAGUGAAUGUUUAUUAUUUAGAUUUGAAAUUGUCUUUGUGAUUUAGCACCAGUGGUUGCAAAUGAAGUGAGUUCUUGAAUACAAUUGAUUUGUUAACAUUAUUGUUCAGUAAGGGUUUGGUCAGUUGAUUUCAUGUAUAUAUCAAAGAGAAGAAAAGCUCUUUUGUAUAGGAUAUAGAAAUAAUAAAUUUGUAAAUAAGAUUGUAA
Molecule: messenger RNA, 1149 nt
Organism: Penaeus vannamei (Pacific white shrimp)
Lineage: Eukaryota; Metazoa; Arthropoda; Malacostraca; Decapoda; Penaeidae
Source: RefSeq, a predicted model, not a curated record